AUGACAUCUUUAAUUGAAGCUUUUAAUAAUUAUUAGUCAACUGAAAAAAUAUUUUAGAUUUCAAAUAAAGUAUCAGAGUUCGGUGAGGAAUAGUAAGUUGGUGAAAAAAAGGUUUAGCAUGGAAGCGAAGAAUCAAAGUCACAAAUAUUGCUUCUCAAGUUUUUAAAGCAUACCACUUGCAAAGCUAUAUACUCCUUGAGACCCAAAAUCUGCCUUGAUUGUUGGGAAAUAUUUGCUUUUAACAACAAUCCUAGUAAUGAUAAGCAAAAUGCUGAACCAAGUACUCAUGUUAGUCAAAAGCAUAGAUUGACAGAUGAAUUCUCAUAUAUGCUUGAAGCGAAUGAGACAGCUAUUUUAAAUAUGAAUAAAAAGAAUAAUAGAGCUGAAUCAGUAUAAAAUGGUCUGAAUUAAGCUUAAAAUGAAUUUCAAUUAUACAGAGCGAUCGGAUAAUUCAAAGAAACUUAUAAUAAAAAUAAUUGUGGUGGAACAGGUCCAGAUAAAGAUAAAGCAUCAGCCUUAGUUAAUAAAAAAUAAAUUGAUUAUCAGACAAUUGAAAAGUUAAAACAAAUUUAGGAAAAUGAGAGGAAAUAACUUAAAAAACAGAGAAAAAAUGAAAGAAAAAAGCAAAGAAGAAUUGAGAAAUCAGAAUAAAAGGAAAGUAAGAAGCAGACAAAAAGAAAAAGUAAAGAGCAAAAAAGAGGAUCCUAAUUGAGAACAGGACCUUUGCAAUUUAUUAAAGAAAAGAGUAAAUCCAGAAAGUCCAUUUGA
This is a messenger RNA of Stylonychia lemnae, 768 nucleotides long. The record is from the annotation of a GenBank genome assembly. NCBI's taxonomy places the organism in Eukaryota, Ciliophora, Spirotrichea, Sporadotrichida, Oxytrichidae.